AUGGGCUGGAUCGGAGAAGGCAAUCUAGUGCAUAAGAUGUUGUUUAUGGUGAGAGGUCAUCUACAUAGCAGUCAAGUCCUACGCGACGGCGUGAAGAGCUACUGCACACUGGGGUUAGGGAACUUCAGCGGUGACGAGCUCUUAUCGUGGUGCCUCCGUCACCCGUCCAUGGAUCGACUGCCGCUGUCGUCGUCCACGCUCGUGGCCGUGGAACUGACGGAGGCGUUUGGGCUGGAUGCCGUCGACCUUAGGUACGUGAUGCAGCACUUCCGUCACACCUUCGUAAGCGAGAAGGUGAAGCGGAGCACCCGGUACUACUCGUCGAGGUGGCGGACAUGGGCGACAGUGGCGAUCCAACUAGCGUGGUGGAGGCACAGACAUCGACUGACGGUGACAUCCUUGUUGCUCGUACGACCAUGCUGGCCUCCUCCUCGCUCCUCGUUGAUGGAAGAGAACAGGCUGAGACAAUACACGGCACUGUUAACAUCACCCAAGCCUAACUCAGCUUGCCGUCCUAAUAACAAGCAGUUCGCAUGUGAAUGUUUCGUGUCCCAAAAUUGCGUUGUCCUCAAUAGUCUCUAA
Messenger RNA from Musa acuminata subsp. malaccensis (wild Malaysian banana), 582 nucleotides. The record is from RefSeq and is a predicted model, not a curated record. NCBI's taxonomy places the organism in Eukaryota, Viridiplantae, Streptophyta, Magnoliopsida, Zingiberales, Musaceae.